AUGAAAGCCAGAAGACACAGCCAACCUUUACAUGACCAACUCUCUCGGGACGACUUGUUAUUUCUACUCAGUAUUCUGGAAGGAGAGCUACAGGCCCGCGAUGAGGUAAUCGUUGUGUUGAAAUCGGAGCGAACAGACGGCGCACAGCUGGGGGCACACUAUGGGAGCAGAGCAGAGGAGGCGUUCAGGGCCCUGUACAGAGACUGUCUGCGAACUCAACGGGACUUCGUGCAAGACGUGUGCAAGCCGACAGCUCAGAUGAGUGCUCUGGUCCAGGCCCAGAGGAAGUGUUCUCUGCAGGUGAAGGAGCAGGUGCUGAUGGUGUCUCGCUUACACCACAACACCAUACGCAGACUGGAGGAGCAGGAGAGGAACCACCAGGAACUUGUGCACAAGAGCAAGACACUUAUCUGUGCAUUGGAGCAGGACAGACAGAGACUAAAGCUCCUGAAUGCAAAAGAAAGAGAAUACCAACAUAUAAAGGAGGAAAGGAAUGAGAAAGAGGUGUUCGGACUGAAAGAAGAACUGCACAGACUGAAGGCAUUUGCUCUGCUGGUUGGAACAGAGCAUCAACUAUUGACCAAAGAGCUGGUGGAACAAAGAGAUCGGGUCAAAAAGUUAAACAACAUCACAGAAACUUUGAAGAGCGGAACAUUUUACCUCAGACAGGAGAAGGUAAAAGUUAAACAACGCAUUAUGACGGCAAAACACGGAGGACUGGAGGAGAAAAGACCUCUUCUGAGAAAGACUGAUGGAUUUUGGGAGCUAAACGCCAAAGGCCAUAGGUCAGGAGGGCCGGGUUUGAUGUCAGAAGUGGAGGUGUUGAGGAGGAGAGUGGUUGAAAUGGAGGGAAAGGAUGAGGAGUUGAUACGUAUGGGGGAGCAGUGCCGCGAGCUGGAGCAGAGACUGACGAAAGAGAACGUCAACGGCAGUAAUCUCCGGGAUGAUGUGGAUAAGCUGAACAAAAGAAUUAAUGAAUUGGACAGGAUUGAGGGUGCUUUGGCAAAAAGUAGACAGGAGUGCGGUGCCCUAAAAAUCAGUUUGGAGAGGGAGAAGGAGGUGUGCAAGGCCUUGAACAUUGAACUGGACAAGCUGAAAGUCAGGCUUAGAGAAUCAGAGGUUUGUGAGGGUCAACUCCAGCAAAGUGAGGCUGCCAUUAAGCACGACCUGGCCCAUCUCAGGUCACUAACGGUCGCACUGGUAGAUGACAGGAAUAGUAUGAAAGAGAGGCUCAGACAGGCCGAAGAAACACUCAGUCGGAGAAAUGAGCAGGGCAAUUUAGCUCCCAAUGAAAGGCUUAGAGCAGCAGAUUUACAGGAACGAAUUAAAGGCAUCGAAAAAGAAAAAGAGGAACUCAAUGCCAAGCUGAGAACGGAGGAGGAAAGGAGUGGCGAGUUAGAGGCGAAGCUGUCCAUUAUGAGAAGACGGCUACAGGUUUUGGAGAACAGGAGAGAAAAAGAAGAAAAGAGAGAGAGCGUAAAGUACGGCUCAGUUCCAAACAACUCAAGUCAUCAAUGCCAGACCCAAAACAACAAAGUCAACGAACUGAGCCAGGAGCUGGAACGGUUGCGCAAGACGCUUCAGGACAAAGAGGUCUUGGAGGGGGCGCUAAUGAAAGUGGAGGAGGACUAUGAGGUUAUGGAGAGAAGGUUCAAUGAGGAACAGAGACGGACUCAUGUUUUGGCACAAGAGCUAGAAAUAGCCAAAUUUGAGGUGGCAAAGUACCAACAGGCAGAGAAAGAAGAAACCAACCAAGAACACCAGCUCUUGCAAAGGUUACAACGAGAGCAGGUCAAGUCUAGGCUUUUGAGCAGAGAAGUUGAGUCACUCAAGGAGAAACUGCAAAGCAUGAUGGGAACAGAGGACUCCAUAAGCCAAGUCCAAAAUGACCACUCCUCACUGCAAAGGAAACUGACGCAACAAGAGAACAAGAACAGAGAUCUGGCCAGAGAAAUGCUUGAGUUGUCCGAUGAGUUAAACAAGCAUAAAACGUUUAAAAAUAUGCCACGUGAGUCCACCAGAUUGGUGAUGUUGCGUCAAACUAAGGAAGCCCAAACUGACCCAAAUGAUCUUCAGUACAGCACUUCAAUAUCAACAAACCAGGAUGACAAAGAUGCAGAGGACCCCAACCAAAACACAGCGGGUUCAUCUCAUAUCCAAAACCUGUACGACCUGAACAGCGCUAACAACAAUAUCAGCGUGUUCAGCAACAACGUAGCAAGCGGCGUAGAUGCAGUGAAUAGAGAGGUGAUGAUGCUGACCCACACAUCUGGUCAGCCCUUGCACAUCAAAGUCACUCCGCAUCACAUGCUUAACACGGCAACACUGGAGAUUAGCAGUCCUUUGUCUGAUGUGGCUACCUCCUACACCAGCACCGCAGUCAUACCAAACAGCCCAGGCCAGUCUAAGCAGAGAAUCACCAUCAUUCAGAACACAAACAGCAGGAGCCCCCCUUCAAGUCCGGACCGCACCUUAUCACUCAAUGCAUCGCCCAUUGCUAGAAGCUAG
Molecule: messenger RNA, 2508 nt
Organism: Knipowitschia caucasica
Lineage: Eukaryota; Metazoa; Chordata; Actinopteri; Gobiiformes; Gobiidae
Source: the annotation of a GenBank genome assembly